Ictalurus punctatus (channel catfish) is the source of this 13664-nucleotide messenger RNA. RefSeq lists its product as uncharacterized. Bases 395 to 9850 code for a protein of 3151 amino acids. Lineage: Eukaryota; Metazoa; Chordata; Actinopteri; Siluriformes; Ictaluridae. Gene Ontology annotation, biological process: regulation of apoptotic process. The transcript is spliced from 25 exons. The record is from RefSeq and is a predicted model, not a curated record.
GAAGAAGAAGCAGCAGAAGCAGAAGAAGAAGCAGAAGAAGAAGAAGAAGCAGAAGAAGAAGAAGAAGAAGCAGAAGAAGAAGAAGAAGAAGAAGAAGAAGAAGACUUUAUAAAGUUCAGGAAAUCGUUAUUGUUUCACUGUGAUUACUGCUGAGUUCAGUCUGGUGUGAAUCCUACAUUUUUAAAUUCUCAUGAGGUGUCUGGUGAGCUUCACCGCGUGUACUUCCGGAUAUCUAGAAGACCUGUCUUAAACAUAUUAAUGUACAUAUUUCUGUGUAGAAGGUUAAAGUAACUGAACAAAACCCAGCUUUACACUGUAAACUUCAUUCUCUGUGUGAGCGGACACUGAUAGUAGAUGGAGAGGCAUAUGAAGCUGAAGAGCUGACAGCAUCUAUAUGGCUUCUUCACAUCAAUCUGCCAGAGAGUAUAUUAGAGAUGCUUGUGAAAACCUGCUGGGACGGCUACAAAACCUUCCUCUUAUUGUUGAAAAACUUCACCAGCAGAAUGUUUUAAAUGGUAAUGAAGUUGGUGACCUUGAGGAUGAACCUGUAAAUUGCAGAAAAACCAGGAAGAUACUGGACUGGGUCAUAAACAAGGGUGAGGAGGCCUGCUAUAAAUUUCUCAGAAUACUGGAUCGUGAGAGGAAAUCAGUCUUGCCAAAGCUGGAUUCGUCUAGCCUGACUCCUGAUCUACAUACGUGGAUCUGCUUGUUCUCCUUUAGAGAUGAGCCUGAAGAUGAUUAUACUCAAGGACCCAGCUCAUGUCAUCAGCUGCAGAAGAUUUUGAAGACAAGAACAAAAGAAAGUCUAGGUGAACAGUGGAGGCAGAGCCAGCAGUUCUAUGGAGGAAAAGUACAAGAGAACUUCACCUUUAUUCCUUUGGUGUUGGAUACAGACACAGAAAAGAAUACACCCCAUAACAAAAUCAUACUUAAGAGCAAGAAAUCUAAAAAAUCCCGUUCAAAAAAGUUGAGGGCCUACAUACCAAGAGACACACAGAGAAAAUCCCCUGAAGAUUUACUUAAUAGCGAGGAGAAAAGUAUCCUAAUAGUAGGAAAACCUGGAAUUGGGAAGACAACAGUUGUUCAACAAAUGUUGCAUCACUGGGCAGAGAGACAUGACCCAAACCUUGACUUCAUGUUUUACUUUGAUGAAAACACACUGUCAAAUACCUCAACUACAGUUAGCUUAGAGCAUCUUCUGCUUAGCAAAGUUUUAAUGUCAAAUCCACAGCUUAAAGACAAUGCUGAAGAAAUUUUGCACUAUCUUCAAGAAUAUUCCGAAAGAGUCACCAUUGUUUUUGAUGGAAUCAGAGAUUUUCCAGACAAUGCGUUUUUUCUGGGAAUCAUACAACAUGACCUUCUGCCUGAAGCAAAGGUUGUGGCCACAUGCAGGCCUGAAGUAGAGUACAAGUUCUCUGACUGGACAACAUGUAAAGUCUAUGUUCAAGGAUUCAGUGAAGAGUCAAUUUAUGAUUUUUUUAGGAAAAUGUCAGGUAAUGAUCCAGAGAUGGUAGACAGUGUGAUAAACAAUCCUGCACUCUUCAGUCUCUGCCAUGUCCCUAUGUAUGCUUUUAUGGUGGCAGCCUGCAUUUUAAAUGACACUUCUGAAAAAGCACAGAAACAGUGCACAGCUAGUGAGCUGUAUGUACAAAUUUUUUGUGACUGUCUACAGAGACACGGAAAAAAGAAAUUGCUGCACUUAGAUGGACACAUUAAAAACUGCAGAGACAAGGUCUUAUCUUUAGCAGAGAGUGCUUUCAAUGCAACCAAGUUAAAAACUAUCAUCCUGGAGUUUGAUUAUUAUGAGAAAGACAUUGCUGGUGCUUUCUUGAAGACAGUUUCAGUCAUGUCACCAGCACGUGCCAAGACAUUUUGUGCAUUUCCUCACAACACAAUGCAGGAAUUUUUUUCUGCUCUGUGGCUUCUAGAAAAAACAGAAAUAGUUGAUGAGCUUCUCCAUCUGUGCCAGAAUGAAGACAGUAAGCACAUGAAACAUGUAAUUCCUUUCCUCUGUGGGCUUCAGUCACACACCAACAUUGAUCAUCUGAAGUGUCUCUUUCCAUUGAACAAGGUCAUGGAAAAUAUUGAUAGCUUCUUUGAGAAGGUCUUAAACACUUUCCUCUGUGAUCAACCAGAUGAUGAAAAAGUUGACGUUGCCUUCAUAUGUCAGUGUCUAUACGAAUAUCAGUCUCCUGAAACCUGCUGCUCAUUUCUAGAGAGAAUAAACUAUUAUCUAGAUUUGAGUGAGGAACAUUUGGACCCUUACACAUGCUGUGCUGUGUCCUAUGUAAUCAGCCAAUCCAGAAACAAACGGGUUCAUCUUGAUUUGGAGAACAGUGCUGUGUCACUCUCAGGGCUGAAGACAGUUCUCGACCAUUCUCAAUAUCUAAGGGAUUUAUCAGCAACACUAUGUCAGGUGUGGACAAUCACGUUGAAGUGUGAGGAGCUGAAUUAUCUGAUACAUCUCCUGCAAUUAUGUGGAAAUGAGAUCCACAUCCCAGUGAGCAGUCAGACAGAUGUGCUUAGGCAAGCUGGAAAAAUUAUAACCCAGUAUGCAGAGCAAACAAAUCUCCAUCUACACUGUGAUAAAGACUCACGACAGUUCUCGGAUCUUCUCUGUAGCACGGUGUUCACAUGGCUGCCACACAUCAGCUCUCUCCAGUUUGACUCUAAACAGGGAGAGAAAGAACGAGAAGAGAGAUGUAGAACAUUUCUACUGGAUUUGUGUCUGCAAGCAGCUCUACACCAACCACAUAACAUCCAGGAGACAGUGGAGAAAAUGAUGACAAUUUAUUAUAAAGAACAGAGUGAUUUCCUGCUGGAUCUGUACUCACGUGUGAAGCAGUAUGAGAGUGAAACAGGCAGGAGAGUCCUUCCAGCAUUGCUGCCAGUUUACCAGUCAGGUCCUGCAGUCUGGUACAUAAACCUCUCAGAGAGAAAAGUCUCCCUCCUCCUAGAAGUGCUGAAACUCCAAACAGAGAAGAAACCAGUGGUGCUGAGAGACUGCUCAGAUGAAGAGAGUGAAGUGAGGAGUUUCCUUCAGUGUCUGCCCUACAUCUCACACCUCAGGUUUAAACGGUUUUAUUCAGACUCUGAAUCCACUGCAUCCAUCCAGUUUUUACUGAAUCUGAGCAUCGCAGCAGUCGACUGUAAAUCAGACAAAGGAGAGAGUUUUACUGAGCUUCUGGCAUCAGUGUGCAGCUACAACACAUUCCCUUUUGGUGAAGAGUUUCAUGGAUUCCAAGAAGAACAGAGUGAUUUCCUGCUGGAUCUGUACUCACGUGUGAAGCUGUAUAAGAGUAAAACAGGCAGGAGAGUCCUUCCAGCAUUGCUGCCAGUUUACCAGUCAGUUCCUGCAGUCUGGUCCAUAAACCUCUCAGAGAGAAAAGUCUCCCUCCUCCUAGAAGUGCUGAAACUCCAAACAGAGAAGAAACCAGUGGUGCUGAGAGACUGGUCAGAUGAAAAGAGUGAAGUGAGGAGUUUCCUUCAGUGUCUGCCCUACAUCUCACACCUCAGGUUUGACUCUAAACAGGGAGAGAAAGAACGAGAAGAGAGAUGUAGAACAUUUCUACUGGAUUUGUGUCUGCAAGCAGCUCUACACCAACCACAUAACAUCCAGGAGACAGUGGAGAAAGUGAUGACAUUUUAUUAUAAAGAACAGAGUGAUUUCCUGCUGGAUCUGUACUCACGUGUGAAGCAGUAUGAGAGUGAAACAGGCAGGAGAGUCCUUCCAGCAUUGCUGCCAGUUUACCAGUCAGGUCCUGCAGUCUGGUACAUAAAGCUCUCAGAGAGAAGAGUCUCCCUCCUCCUAGAAGUGCUGAAACUCCAAACAGAGAAGAAACCAGUGGAGCUGAGAGACUGCUCAGAUGAAGAGAGUGAAGUGAGGAGUUUCCUUCAGUGUCUGCCCUACAUCUCACACCUCAGGUUUAAACGGUUUGACUCUAAACAGGGAGAGAAAGAACGAGAAGAGAGAUGUAGAACAUUUCUACUGGAUUUGUGUCUGCAAGCAGCUCUACACCAACCACAUAACAUCCAGGAGACAGUGAAGAAAGUGAUGACAAUUUAUUAUUAUUAUUAUGAACAGAGUGAUUUCCUGCUGGAUCUGUACUCACGUGUGAAGCAGUAUGAGAGUAAAACAGGCAGGAGAGUCCUUCCAGCAUUGCUGCCAGUUUACCAGUCAGUUCCUGCAGUCUGGUCCAUAAACCUCUCAGAGAGAAAAGUCUCCCUCCUCCUAGAAGUGCUGAAACUCCAAACAGAGAAGAAACCAGUGGAGCUGAGAGACUGCUCAGAUGAAGAGAGUGAAGUGAGGAGUUUCCUUCAGUGUCUGCCCUACAUCUCACACCUCAGGUUUAAUGAGUUUGAACAGGGAGAGAAAGAACGAGAAGAGAGAUGUAGAACAUUUCUACUGGAUGUGUGUCUGCAAGCAGCUCUACACCAACCACAUAACAUCCAGGAGACAGUGGAGAAAGUGAUGACAAUUUAUUAUUAUGAACAGAGUGAUUUCCUGCUGGAUCUGUACUCACGUGUGAAGCAGUAUGAGAGUGAAACAGGCAGGAGAGUCCUUCCAGCAUUGCUGCCAGUUUACCAGUCAGUUCCUGCAGUCUGGUCCAUAAAGCUCUCAGAGAGAAAAGUCUCCCUCCUCCUAGAAGUGCUGAAACUCCAAACAGAGAAGAAACCAGUGGAGCUGAGAGACUGCUCAGAUGAAGAGAGUGAAGUGAGGAGUUUCCUUCAGUGUCUGCCCUACAUCUCACACCUCAGGUUUAAUGAGUUUUAUUCAGACUCUGAAUCCACUGCAUCCAUCCAGUUUUUACUGAAUCUGAGCAUCGCAGCAGUCGACUGUAAAUCUGAUAAAGGAGAGAGUUUUACUGAGCUUCUGGCAUCAGUGUGCAGCUACAACACAUUCCCUUUUGAUGAAGAGUAUGGAUUACAAGAAAGACAGAGUGAUUUCCUGCUGGAUCUGUACUCACGUGUGAAGCAGUAUGAGAGUGAAACAGGCAGGAGAGUCCUUCCAGCAUUGCUGCCAGUUUACCAGUCAGGUCCUGCAGUCUGGUACAUAAACCUCUCAGAGAGAAAAGUCUCCCUCCUCCUAGAAGUGCUGAAACUCCAAACAAAGAAGAAACCAGUGGAGCUGAGAGACUGCUCAGAUGAAGAGAGUGAAGUGAGGAGUUUCCUUCAGUGUCUGCCCUACAUCUCCAAGAUCAGGUUUAAACGGUUUUAUUCAGACUCUGAAUCCACUGCAUCCAUCCAGUUUUUACUGAAUCUGAGCAUCGCAGCAGUCGACUGUAAAUCAGAUAAAGGAGAGAGUUUUACUGAGCUUCUGGCAUCAGCGUGCAGCUACAACACAUUCCCUUUUGGUGAAGAGUAUGGAUUCCAAGAAGAACAGAGUGAUUUCCUGCUGGAUCUGUACUCACGUGUGAAGCAGUAUGAGAGUGAAACAGGCAGGAGAGUCCUUCCAGCAUUGCUGCCAGUUUACCAGUCAGUUCCUGCAGUCUGGUCCAUAAACCUCUCAAAGAGAAAAGUCUCCCUCCUCCUAGAAGUGCUGAAACUCCAAACAAAGAAGAAACCAGUGGAGCUGAGAGACUGCUCAGAUGAAGAGAGUGAAGUGAGGAGUUUCCUUCAGUGUCUGCCCUACAUCUCCAAGAUCAGGUUUAAACGGUUUGACUCUAAACAUGGAGAGAAAGAACGAGAAGAGAGAUGUAGAACAUUUCUACUGGAUUUGUGUCUGCAAGCAGCUCUACACCAACCACAUAACAUCCAGGAGACAGUGGAGAAAGUGAUCACAUUUACUGAAUAUAGAGACUAUUAUUAUUAUUAUGACAUACAGAGUGAUUUCCUGCUGGAUCUGUACUCACGUGUGAAGCAGUAUGAGAGUGAAACAGGCAGGAGAGUCCUUCCAGCAUUGCUGCCAGUUUACCAGUCAGUUCCUGCAGUCUGGUCCAUAAAGCUCUCAGAGAGAAAAGUCUCCCUCCUCCUAGAAGUGCUGAAACUCCAAACAAAGAAGAAACCAGUGGUGCUGAGAGACUGCUCAGAUGAAGAGAGUGAAGUGAGGAGUUUCCUUCAGUGUCUGCCCUACAUCUCACACCUCAGGUUUAAACGGUUUGACUCUAAACAGGGAGAGAAAGAACGAGAAGAGAGAUGUAGAACAUUUCUACUGGAUUUGUGUCUGCAAGCAGCUCUACACCAACCACAUAACAUCCAGGAGACAGUGCAGAAAGUGAUCACAUUUACUGAAUAUAGAGACUAUUAUUAUUAUUAUGACAUACAGAGUGAUUUCCUGCUGGAUCUGUACUCACGUGUGAAGCAGUAUGAGAGUGAAACAGGCAGGAGAGUCCUUCCAGCAUUGCUGCCAGUUUACCAGUCAGUUCCUGCAGUCUGGUCCAUAAACCUCUCAGAGAGAAAAGUCUCCCUCCUCCUAGAAGUGCUGAAACUCCAAACAGAGAAGAAACCAGUGGAGCUGAGAGACUGCUCAGAUGAAGAGAGUGAAGUGAGGAGUUUCCUUCAGUGUCUGCCCUACAUCUCACACCUCAGGUUUAAUGUGUUUGACUCUAAACAGGGAGAGAAAGAACGAGAAGAGAGAUGUAGAACAUUUCUACUGGAUUUGUGUCUGCAAGCAGCUCUACACCAACCACAUAACAUCCAGGAGACAGUGGAGAAAGUGAUGACAAUUUAUUAUUAUGAACAGAGUGAUUUCCUGCUGGAUCUGUACUCACGUGUGAAGCAGUAUGAGAGUGAAACAGGCAGGAGAGUCCUUCCAGCAUUGCUGCCAGUUUACCAGUCAGGUCCUGCAGUCUGGUCCAUAAAGCUCUCAGAGAGAAAAGUCUCCCUCCUCCUAGAAGUGCUGAAACUCCAAACAGAGAAGAAACCAGUGGAGCUGAGAGACUGCUCAGAUGAAGAGAGUGAAGUGAGGAGUUUCCUUCAGUGUCUGCCCUACAUCUCACACCUCAGGUUUAAUGUGUUUGACUCUAUACAGGAAGAGACGGAACAAAAUAAGAGAUGUAGAACAUUUCUACUGGAUUUGUGUCUGCAAGCAGCUCUACACCAACCACAUAACAUCCAGGAGACAGUGGAGAAAGUGAUGAAAGAUAUUGAAGAUGAAGACUGUUAUGAAGAACAGAGUGAUUUCCUGCUGGAUCUGUACUCACGUGUGAAGCAGUAUGAGAGUGAAACAGGCAGGAGUGUCCUUCCAGCAUUGCUGCCAGUUUACCAGUCAUUUAAAUUUACCAGGUUUAAAUGGUUUGACUCUAAACAGGGAGAGAAAGAACGAGAAGAGAGCUGGAGAACAUUUAAACUGGAUUUGUGUCUGCAAGCAGCUCUUCACCAACCACAUAACAUCCAGGAGACAGUGGAGAAAAUGAUGCCAGAUAUUGAAGAUGUUGAAGAUAUUGAAGAUGAAGACAAUUAUUAUGAAGAACAGAGUGAUUUCCUGCUGGAUCUGUACUCACGUGUGAAGCAGUAUGAGAGUGAAACAGGCAGGAGAGUCCUUCCAGCAUUGCUGCCAGUUUACCAGUCAGGUCCUGCAGUCUGGUCCAUAGACCUCUCAGAGAGAAAAGUCUCCCUCCUCCUAGAAGUGCUGAAACUCCAAAAAAAGAAGAAACCAGUGGAGCUGAGAGACUGCUCAGAUGAAGAGAGUGAAGUGAGGAGUUUCCUUCAGUGUCUGCCCUACAUCUCACACCUCAGGUUUAAACGGGUUAUUUCAUCCACCAUCCAGUUCUUACUGAAUCUGAGCAUCGCAGCAGUCGACUGUAAAUCUGAUAAAGGAGAGAGUUUUACUGAGCUUCUGGCAUCAGUGUGCAGCUACAACACAUUCCCUUUUGGUGAAGAGUAUGAUGGAUUCCAAGAAGAACAGAGUGAUUUCCUGCUGGAUCUGUACUCAUGUGUGAAGCAGUAUGAGAGUGAAACAGGCAGGAGAGUCCUUCCAGCAUUGCUGCCAGUUUACCAGUCAGUUCCUGCAGUCUGGUACAUAGACCUCUCAGAGAGAAAAGUCUCCCUCCUCCUAGAAGUGCUGAAACUCCAAACAGAGAAGAAACCAGUGGAGCUGAGAGACUGGUCAGAUGAAGAGAGUGAAGUGAGGAGUUUCCUUCAGUGUCUGCCCUACAUCUCCGAGCUCAGAUGUGGGGAAAAUAUAAUUCCACGUUUAAGUAAAGCAGUUGUUGACUACACAGAAGAUACAGAGUUGGUGAGAGCUUUCUUUGCUGCGAUGGACUUCAUCUUCGUUAUACACUGGGUUUUAACCACUCGUGAGUGCAGGGCUGUGAGGAAAGUGCUAAGUCUCUCAGACUCCAAACUCAAACUCACUCUGAAACCCCGAGCCAUCUCUCUCCGAGGGGCCAGACUUCUCUUCAGACACAUCACACACCUACAGAAACUCUGCCUGAGUGACCGUGUGGUAGGGAGGAUGGUCCGAGCAUUUGGAGCAGUGAGAGCUGGUGGCUCGUUGGUCAUUGAGGAGCUCUGUAUGAGUCUUAACAGCAUAAAGCCAAAGAAAGAGAUCUUCACAUUUCUGAGCAGUUUGUCUUCUCUCCUGAACAUCUGGACUGUUCACUGUGUGAAUCUCACUGAGUGCAGGAUGGAGGCUCACUCUCUCAUCAGCCUCAUGUGUCAUGCUGGGAAUUUAAAGAUCAGAUUAUCGAAAGAGACUCUCCAGCAGUUUACCAGUCUGCUGUGUGAGGUGCAGGAUGGGGAACUGACCCGCUUUUUCCUGGAGAAGGUGGGAGGAGACCUGACUUCCUGUUCUCUCAGUUGGGAGGAGCUUAUCCAUUUUCUCCAGCAGCGAGUUUGCCGCAUUAGUGCGAACAUCAGAAAGAGCAAAAUCACAUAUAAUCACAUCAGACAGAUUCUUCCUCUACUGUCUGAAAUUCAGUUUAAACGAUUGAACCCCAGUGUUGUGCUGUCAAUCAUCAGAGAAAUCUAUGAGACUGGCUCUGCUCACUGUGUGUCCAGUCUGUUGAGUUCAACACACAGCUGUAUCAACCUGAACAAUACAGAGCUGGACUCUUACCACUGUACUGCCCUGUGCUUCACCCUCCAACACUGUACUUCUGUCUCUCUGAGCCUGCUGUGGACCUCCAUACCAGAGGGGGAGCUGGUGAAGAUUCUCCCUCUGUUCAACAGAGUUUCUCAGCUCAGUGUUGACAGGGUCCUGUUGCUGAAGUUGCUCCACUGCUGCAGUAUCUCUGAGCUUCAGCAGGGGGCAGUAGCAGCAGUUUUCUCUGCUCUGCAGAACAGACUGGACUUCUCUUGUAGCACUGGUUUGGAUCUGAGCACAGAAACACAGGAUAACACUCUGCAUCUGACCACUGAGGACUGCAGUGAUAUCAGCACUGCCAUUCAGAAAUCUCUCCAACUUACAGAGCUCAAUCUAAAGGACUGUGAGAUGGAGGACACUGGAGUGGACAUGUUCUUCCUCAUUCUACAUACUGUGAAACUGUGCUGUAGUAAAACUUUGUUGCUCCGGUUCCUGGCUCGUCUCCAGGUGGUGAAUGAGUUAGACUGUGUGAGGCAUGCUAUGUACCUCUCCCAGGCGUUGGAUGGAGAGAUGGACCUCAGUGAGACCCCUCUGGACCUCCCUGCCUGUAGAUCACUAGCGUUGUUUCUGGAAUUUUCUGAAGGUCUGUCAGAACUGGACCUCAGCCACUGCCAACUCGCUGAUCACAGCCUGGAGCUGCUGUUCCCAUACCUGCAUAAAGCAGCUGUCCUGGACCUCAGUCACAAUGGCAUAGACGACUGUUUAGCAGGAAGAAUCUACACAGUUGUUUCCACUAGCAGCAACAUACAGACAGUUCGACUCUUCAACAACAGAAUUACUGAUAUCGAGCCUUUCCGAAAAGACAAGCGUUUCGAGGUCUGGUGAUGAGUGUUGACCAGUGUCCUGUUUUCACAAAUGAAGCAUAGAGUCCCCAUUAUUUUAUCCUUGUUAUUCUAUUAUCUUAAUUCUAUUUUUUCCUAUUAUUUAAUUAUUGAUUCUGCUGUAACUUUUGUGUGUCCAAUUAUUUUAAAAUUUCAUGGCUUGUUAACAUGAUAUGUUAAAUGUCUAUUUUAUUUUUAUGUUAGUAUUUGAAAUUAUGUUUUGGGUUGGGACUGGAAGGAAAGGAAAAGUGUAUGUUAAUAAUAAUUAACCCCCCCAGAAUGUUAAUGGUAUGGAGUUGGGCCAAUACUGGACUCUUAAGUGUUUCUUAAUCUAAUGGUAUAAAUAUACAUUCAGUCCAUUGGGAAAAAUUAAUAUGCAAGACUAGCACUGCAUACAACAGCUCCAAUAAUUUCCUACAAAGAAAGCAUUGUUAUUUGAAAACUUAGAACCUACUUCCUGCAGAAGUCAGAUCACCUGUAGAGAAAAUUAUAUGCAUUUUAAGAUCAGAUGAUAUGGAGAGGAGGGGACACUAAUCAUGCACAACGUGUUUAUUUUAAAAUUGUAUAUGCUACAUUUCUUCAUUCUUAAAAACGGCAAGUAAGCAACACAUGCGGUUGUGUCAUACUGCAAAAUCAGUUUAGCAUGAAAGGAAAGUGAUGAAGAGCAUGGGGCAUGCUUUAUGAACCUUUUGCUCAUGAAUCCUUAAAGAGAUAAUGUGCCUGAUAAGAGUGGGUCCUGUCUGAGAGGAGGCGCUCAUUAUUAGCUACCAUUAUCUGGCACAUGGUAUGUUCCCUUCACUCAUGAGCUCUUUAUCCUUUAUGUAUGCAUGGGUUAUAGUAACUCUUUAGAAAACCGAUGGCUACUCACUGAGAAAACUUAUGUAAUAAUCCAAUGAUAUGGCACUGUAAGAACUCCUCAAUGGACUGCAAUGCACCUCCUGAUUGGCAGAGGGUGACUUUCCAUACUCAUACUGAACUCUGCCACUAGGCCUGACUUGUUACACCUAGGUUUUCCUUUAUUUAAAGUUGCCUUGGGCUAAGUCGAGCAGGAGCCGGAGGUAAGUGUUCCUGCUGCUGCGCAGCUGGUUUGGCGCUGCUGACGGACUUGGAAGAAGGCCAGGGUAGUCCUACUGAAAGCUACUCAGUAACAGCAGUGGCAGGCGAACCGGCACCGGGAGUUGGGACCAACGUUUUGCCCAGGCCAGAGGGUGUGGCUCACAAUGAGAGAUCAUCACUGCCCUAGGUUGCACAAAUUAUUGGGACUAUUACACAGGUUUGCCUGAGACCCAAGCUAAUACAGUCAGUCUGGUGGUGGUGGAUAGAUUUUCUAAAGCAUGUCACUUCUUUCCAUUACCCAAACUUUUCACAGCAAGCCAGACUGCAGAGCUCCUGCUAGAGCACGUGUUUAGAAUUUAUGGCUUCCCCAAAGAUAUGGUCUGAGACACAGGGUCUCAGUUCACCUCCUGGUUCUGGAAAGCAUUCGGCCGCUUUAUCGGUUCUGACAUCAGUCUGUCAUCCAGCUUUCACCCCCAGUCUAAUGGGCAGACAGAAAGGGUUAAUCAUGAGAUAUAAAAGACUUUGAGAUGGCAGCAGACAAUCAAACCACAUGGAGCUUUUGAUUAGUCUAGGCAGAGUUUAAAGAUUCAGUAUCUGGUUGACUGAGAGGGUUACCAUAUAUGGAUAUGGAUUCACAUAUUCUGGAACCGACAAUCAUUACGGCCUUUGGUCGCACCCAAAGACUCCAUUAAGGCAACGUCAGGAGCUAUUCCUAGAGCGGAGACUCCUGUAAGAACUCCUCACUAGACUGCAAUGCCCCUCUUGAUUGGCAGGGGACAACUCUCUCCAGACUCAUGCUGAACUCUGCUACUCAUUAGGCUUGACUUGUUACACCUGGGUUUUUUCCCCUAUUUAAACAGCCUUGAACUAAGUCUUAUUGUUCACUCUUGAGCCAAUGUUACCUAUUGUCUGCUGCAAGCUAAGUCUGUGCAGUUCAUGGUUUUUGGGCCCUUGUGUCUGUUUGAUUUUCUUUUUUUCCUUUACUGUUGCUCUUUUUGUUAGUAAAGACUGUUGUGGAUUAUCUCUACCUCCUUACCUCGGAUUCAUUACUCAGUGACCUUAUACAUGAGAGACCCGGGUUUGACUCCCACCUAAGGAAGCCUCUUACAGGCACAAGGCAUGAGAAGGGGAGGAGUAUCUGUAUAAAGCUGGUGUAUUUCCCACAUGAUUUAGCAAUUAAUUUGCCCAACACGUUGAAGUCUCUUCAGUGGUGUCAGAUGCAAGGUUCAAGAAGCCUUGGAUAAGCAGUGAACCCUACUAAUCCCAAAAGCCAGUGGGCUAAAGGACUUUGUAACAAAUAACCACCUGGGUAAUGCCUGACAAACAAUUGUAUGCAAAGGUUUAGAUACCUCUGGCCAAAUUACAUAUUUUAUUGAUUUUUGAAAUUGACUGUUGACAACCACUGGAGCAAAUUAUUAAAAAAAAUAUAUAUAUUCCUGCAGUAAAUAGUUAAUGCAUAGCUACAUUAAAUUUGACGAAUUACAAUCUAAACAUAAAUGAUAAUUGUGAUAUGCAAAAGUUUGGACACCAUUACAGUUGUAAAGUCCAAGAACUUAAUUUACUUGCAACAGUAUUUAUUAAUCUAAAAAGGUAUUUGCCCAAUGUAGGCUAGCCAGCAGUGAUCCCACAUGGGAUUUGUGUGGGAUGGCCACAGAAAUCAUUUUAGAUCAUUUUUGGGAUUUGUAUGGGAUAGCCUUUGCCCACACUACCCACACCUUGCCUAUAAAGAGCCAAUGUGGGCAUGUUUGCUGGAUUCCCUACCUUAUUAAUUAGGAGUAGGUUAUAAACAUACCUAACAACAGAAUAAUAAUAUAGUAACACAAUAGUGGGGAAAUGCAUAAUAAUGACCAGUAAAGUAAUAAUAAUAAUAAUAAUAAUGAUAAUAAUAAUACCCAGUGAAAAAAUUUGAAAGGCACCACAGAAUUAUAAGGAACUAUUGAGCUCUCUCUUUUCAAUAAGUGACUUAAGUGACUAAUUAAUUAUACUUUACAUGUUUCCCAUCAUUAAGUUCUUAUAUAGAAGUAGUUGAUGAGGCCAGACGCUUAUUCCAGUUAACUAGCUCGUUUUUAUUCAGAGGUCCGUUCCACUCAACACCUCAAUGUUGGGCAAUUGCAUUACUAUUAUUAAGGACAGUAAUGCAUUAUUAUAUUAUAUUAUGUUCAUUAUUUCAAAUUGAGUCCAUAUGUAUAUAAUUUAAUAUUUGUUUUGCAGUGAAUUCCAACCUAUGUAUGUGUGGCUAAAAGCACGUUGUGAUGACAUCACAUGACUCAUCUUGGCCCAAAUCUGUAGUAAUUUUGAAAAAUUGUUUGCCUGAUUUUGCGUUCAUUUCUGCGAUUGCAAAUGGCAAAAUCCUGGAGGGACUUGAUGUAUUAUAAGAAAUAUUAAAAUUAAAACCAGUUAUGCAAUUAGAAAGAAACUGCAACGACUGUAACCAAAUGUUUUUCAAAUAAAUAAAUAUAAAUAUAUAUAUUAUUUUACCAUAUCCCAAAGUUGUUUUUCAAUUCUGCCACUGCUGUUUAUUGACUUCACUUUUGAUGAUUUUAAUAAUGAUUUUGAUGGAGAAAAAAAAAAAAUGCUUGAGACAAUUUAGGAUCAAUGGAUGGGAAGAGGACUCCUCACCAAGAGCAACAGGAAGUGAAGGAAUAGCUUGCGGUAUUUACUGACAUCUUGUGGUGAAGAUGGUGAACAUCUCAGUAUUGUCAUACUAUAGAUCCGAAAAUUGAUGGAUUAUAAUUCUGCUAAUAAAGAUACCUAAAGUUAAA